Messenger RNA from Henningerozyma blattae CBS 6284, 3627 nucleotides. RefSeq lists its product as uncharacterized. Bases 1 to 3627 code for a protein of 1208 amino acids. The record is from RefSeq and is a predicted model, not a curated record. Gene Ontology annotation, cellular component: cell cortex. Lineage: Eukaryota; Fungi; Ascomycota; Saccharomycetes; Saccharomycetales; Saccharomycetaceae. Gene Ontology annotation, molecular function: protein serine/threonine kinase activity; ATP binding. The transcript has a single exon. Gene Ontology annotation, biological process: intracellular signal transduction; protein phosphorylation.
AUGAGUACGGUUCCACAACGCCAUACUUAUUAUGGUGAUAAUUCAUUCAGGGGCUCUAAUAAUGGCCACAAUACCAAUAGCAGCUCCAAUGACCAACCUAUAACGCAUAAGCAUAAUCAUCGUCACGUCUCAAAUAUCUCUACCACGUCGUAUUCAUCAAAUAUACCAGAAAACAAAGGUAAUGGUAGAAGGAAACAUAUAACUUUUGGACCAUAUAUAGUUGGUUCUACUCUUGGUGAAGGUGAAUUUGGUAAAGUUAAAUUGGGGUGGGUCAAAGCUUCACCUAAUGAUACUCAAGUCCCCAAACAAGUGGCUAUUAAGUUGAUUAGAAGAGAUGCUAUUGUGAAAGGUUCUGAGAAGGAAAUCAAAAUUUAUCGAGAGAUUAAUGCAUUAAAACAUUUAACACAUCCAAAUAUCGUUCGAUUAGAAGAAGUUCUACAGAAUUCCAAAUAUAUCGGGAUUGUAUUAGAAUAUGCUUCUGGUGGUGAAUUUUAUAAAUAUAUUCAAAAAAAGAGAAGGUUAAAAGAAUCAGUAGCUAGUAAUUUGUUUUCACAAUUGGUUAGUGGUGUUUAUUAUAUGCAUUGCAAAGGUUUAGUCCAUAGAGAUUUGAAAUUAGAAAAUUUAUUACUGGAUAAAUAUGGUAAUUUGAUCAUUACAGAUUUUGGAUUUGUUAAUGAAUUUUCUAAAUUUAGUGAAUUAAUGAAAACUUCGUGUGGUUCUCCCUGUUAUGCAGCUCCUGAAUUGGUUAUAAGCACAAGACCUUACGAAGCUCGUAAAGCUGAUAUUUGGUCAUGCGGGAUUAUAUUAUUUGCUAUGCUAGCAGGCUAUUUACCUUGGGAUGACGAUCCAAAAAAUCCUGAUGGGAAUGAUAUUGCUAAAUUAUAUAAAUAUAUCACUACAACUCCUUUGAAAUUCCCAGAAUAUAUUUCACCCAUGGCAAGAGAUUUAUUGAGAAACAUUCUAAUACCUUAUCCACAAAAGAGAGCUACAUUAAAGCAAAUUUUAAAACAUCAAUGGCUAUUACCUCAUAGUAAAUUUUUAUCUAUAACUCCUACAAAUUGGGAUAAUCAAGAAAAGUUAUUUUUAUAUGUUAAUAAAAAAUCACAAGAUCAAAAUAUUCCGACUGCUUCUCCUAAUCAUAUCACUAAUCCUCAAGUAAGGAAACCUUCAAAUAAUAAUAUACAAAACCAAUAUUCAUCAAACAUUAAUAAUAAUACUAAUAAACAACAAACAUCACCAAGACAAUCUAAUCAAAAUAAAAAUAAAAAUUAUUUAUUAAUGGAUUCUGGGCCUUUAUUACCAAGUCCUGUCUUAUCGCAUGGUUCUCCAACAAUAACUACUAAUAAAGUACCAUCGCCUGAGAAAAUAGAAUUUGAAGAACCUAUUUUUGAAAAUCCAAUGAAUAAUAUACAACAUGUUCACAAACCAAAUUAUAUUGAUAAGAAUGUGAAAACAAUAGAUUUGGAUGACUUAUUACCAAAAUUAUCUUCAAAUAUCAUUCAAGAUAGUAAUACUACAGCUAGUAAUAAUAAUAUUCUACCAAGCAAUAAUCCUGCUGCUUCCAUAGCUUUACAAGCUGUUGUAAACGCUGAAAGAGAAAACCAAAUUAAAAUUACUAAUAAGAGAAAUAGUCUUACAGAAUCAUUAUCAUACAAUUCAUCAGCCAAUAGAUCUCACGGUCAAUCAACUGGAAGAUCUUAUCAAAAUACCCCUCCUUCUCAAUCUCAUUCACACUUCAAUAACACACCACCUUCACAGAAUACAAAUUUAAUUCAUCAAACUUCAUCUACUCUUUCAUAUUCACCAUCUCAAUAUCAAAGUGCUUCCUCUCGUUCAAAUUCUCGUUCAAAUUCUCGUUCAAAUUCUCCUGCUCAUUUCCUAACUGCAUCUCCUCAUUUACAAUCCACUUCUAGUCAUUCACCUGCUAAAAUACGGUCAGUAACAAAUGUGGAUCUUAUUUCAACUAACAUUUCUCCUCAUCCAUUACGUCCUGAAGAGUUUACAAAAGUCACUCAUAAUUCAAUGGGCGUGGCAAAUAAUACAGCAACGUUUUCAUCAUCAUCUUCUUCUUCCAAUAUGGUUAACAAUUCUUCUUUACCUCACCCAACAUCAAAACCAAGAGCUACUUCUUAUCAUCCAACCCAUAUUAUGAGACCUCCUUCUGCCGAUUUUUAUUCAAAUAAUGUUUCUAUGGGGAAAAGUGUUAUGCCAAAUGAAAAUAAUAUUAAUAUUAACAACAAUUCUUCUCCAUAUAAUAGAAAUCGUCAUGAAAGACCCAAUUCAUUUAUUUCCAUCAGUUCUUCAGGUAGUAAUAAUAAUUCUGUUAUAACAAAACCAUUGAUAACUGUUCCAAAUAGUAGAGUUCCAUCUGGUAGUUAUAUGAAUAAUAAUACUGCUAAUACUGCUAAUAAUAUAAGGGUUCCAUCAUCAACCUUAUCAUCAAAUGGUAAUAAUACCACCACUAUUAAUGUUAAUAAUACUAAUAGCAAUAGUAGCAAUAGUAAUAGUACUACCAACACAAGCAGAAUAUCAUCGUUAACCACACCAUCUACUAUGAAUACUAUGGUUAGUAAUGCUAUUGGCAGCAGAAAUAUAUCAGCUGGUUCAUUAAAUUUACUAAAAUUACAAGAAGAUCAUUCUAUGACAAAAAUAUCCUUAUUUGACUCGACUCCUUCUUUAACUCCUAACUUUACUAUACCAUCUGACGAUUUAGAAAACACUGGGGUUCCUACUAGUAAUGCAAAUAAUCUACCGGAUACAAAAUCUAGCGUUACUUCAACUCCUAAUUCAAGCACUAAAAAUACAAUUAUUAAUUCUACAAGUAAUAGCCCAGUUAAAAAGAUAAAUACCACCUCACGUAGAGUGAGUGUUAUUAAUGGCAAAUCGAUGGAGGAACAAUAUUUAAAACAUUUGAAUGAAGCUAUGAAUAACAUGGAAAUCGAUCCAGCUAAAAAUAUAUUAGUAGAUGAUCUUAAUUCAUCUCCAAGACAUAAUAGACAAUUUGAUGCAAUUCAAGUUGAAAAAUCAAAUGGUCGUAUUGUUUUAAACAAUGCCAAUAAUCAAUUGUUAGAAAAUAACAACCGUACGAAUUCAAAUAAUACUAAUACUAGCCUUUCAUUAGAAGAUAAUACUAGUUCAACAAGCAUUAAUAAUAGAAGAGAGAAUAAUAGAAAAAGAUUUAGCUUCUUAUCAUUUUACUCAUCAGCCGGUCCAUCAAGAACUAGUUUAGCAUCAUAUGAAACCGGCAGUAAUGAUACUGCACCAACCGCUAAUACUAAUAGUACCAAUAAUAUAAAUGGUGUAGCAGUUAGAAAAUAUUCUACUCAUUCUACAAUUGUUAAGAAUAAUUCAUCAAAUGUUUCUAACAUUAAUACAAAUAAUACAAGAUAUUCAGUAGGAUCAAAAAGGAGUUCAAUUAUAUCAGAUCGUAGACAUACAGUAAUAGCAGGAUCUAACACUAAUAAUGCCAAUUAUAUCAAACCUAUCGAGACUCGUGCAUCUGAUCAAACUAAUGAAUCUGUUGAAAGGCAAAGAGCUUCAAUGAUGGGUAAAGAGGAUAAAAGACGUGAAAGUGCAGCAAGCCGUAUUUUCAACAGUUUUUUCAAAAGACGUAAUGUGCGAUCAUAA